AUGCCUCCGAAAGAAAAAGAGAAAGGCAAGAGCAAGGACCCUAGGAGGCGGUUCAGAACACACAUUGCGGAUCCAGCCACACUUGCCACAUUGACUCCCUUUCCCAGACCACCCUCUUCUUCUAGCCAGGGAUCGACUGGGUCAUCCCAAGCUAGUGCUGCUGCACCCGGUGGAGGGUCUGGUGUUGUUGCACCUGUUGGUUUUAUCCUCCCUACAGGUUACCAGUUGCCUCCUCCACCAACAUUUUCUCAUGGGCAGACCGGCUUUAUGAUCCCUCAACAUCAACAACCCCCACAACCCCAACAUCAACAACCCCCGCCCCAACCCCAACAGGGUGCUGAUGAUGAUGAUGAGGAGAUGGCAGAUUAUCCGCAAGAUGAACAAGAGCGUUACAUCAUUAUGCCUAGCGGGAACUCUUUCAUGCCCUGCAAGCCAGCCGCCAGUGCCAUUAGAGACAUCAUCCAGGGAAGGUUUCAUGGAUUUUGGAAGACUUAUGGUGAUAUCCCAGAUGAUGAAAAGGAUGCAUGGUUUGGUCUUUUUGAGAUGAAGUGUACCUGGAACCCCAGGUACUAUGCUCAGAUAAGGAGGAACUUUCACAUUAGAGCUUCUGUCCGCCUCUCCGACAUGUUGCGACAUAGCCACUUAUGA
This is a messenger RNA of Medicago truncatula (barrel medic), 648 nucleotides long. Its product is annotated as transcriptional activator ptaB-like. The record is from RefSeq and is a predicted model, not a curated record. The coding region runs from base 1 to 648 and encodes 215 amino acids. NCBI's taxonomy places the organism in Eukaryota, Viridiplantae, Streptophyta, Magnoliopsida, Fabales, Fabaceae. The transcript is spliced from 4 exons.